CAGAACACCGGCAACAACUAAAUAUAUAUAUAUAUAUAUAUAUAUAUAUAUCACAAAUUAACCUUACAGACCAUGGCCACCCUUCAAGCUUCAAUUCUCUCAUCUUCUUCUUCUUCUUCCCAUAAAGUACUAUUCAAAGCUAAUCUCUGUUCCCAAAAACUUCAUAAAGCUGAACUUUCAGCUCCUCAUAGAUUGAACAUACAAAAUGGCUUCCAAACCAUGAUGACAACUUCAACCCAGAAGCACAGAGUGAGUACUUUCACAAAAUACGAAGUACCUACUUAUAAAUCCACCACCAAUUCUAAGGUGGUAGAAGAGCUCUAUGCAAUAAUGGAUGUUGUUGCAGACAGGGCUGAAAUGCACAAGAACAUUGGAGCGCAGCGCGAUAACUGGAACCACCUUCUCCUAACAUCCAUCAAUGGAAUGACAAUCGCGGCGGCAACCAUGGCAGGACUCGCAGCAAUGAGUGGAUUGGGAGCAACACUUUUGGCUUUAAAGCUCUCAUCCACUCUACUCUAUGUGUUUGCCACUGGGUUUCUGAUGGCGAUGAACAAGAUUCAACCCUCUCAGUUAGCAGAGGAACAACGGAAUGCGGCUAGACUAUUUAAGCAGCUGCAUGAGCAGAUCAAGUCCAGUAUAGCUCUUCGAGUCCCGACCACGAUGAAGGAUGUGAACGAUGCAAUGGAGAAGGUUUUGGCUCUUGAUAGAGCUUAUCCACUUCCAUUGCUAGGAGCAAUGCUACAAAAGUUUCCGAAAGAAGUAGAACCUAGUGAGUGGUGGCCAAAGCAAUUGGAAAGUAUUGAUCAUCAUCAACAAGACAAGUAUUCGUCUGUUAAUGGUGAAGUGAAGAACAAUGGGUGGAGUGAGACGCUUGAGGAUGAGAUGAAGGAGGUUGUUAGGGUUUUGAGAAGGAAAGACACUGCAGAAUAUGUGAGGCUAAGCAAAUUGGCUUUGAAGGUUAACAAGGCUUUAGCUAUUUGUGGCCCUUUGUUUACUGGUUUAGCCUCGAUUGGGUCUGCUUUCGCGGGAUCGGCUUGGCAUGGUGGGUCAUGGGCUGUUGUUUUUGGAGUUGUGUUUGGAGCUUUGGCCACUGUGGUUAACACUUUAGAGCAUGGUGGUCAGGUUGGGAUGGUGUUUGAGAUGUAUCGGAGCUCGGCCGGAUUCUUUAGGCUCAUGGAGGAGACAAUAGAAUCAACUUUGAAGGAAGGAGAGGUUGGCAGAAGAGAAAAUGGGGAACUCUUUGAAGCAGAAGUGGCUUUGAAACUCGGUCGGAGUUUGGCCGAGCUCAGAAACCUUGCAACUUCUUCUUCUUCUUCUUCAAGAAAUGCAGAUUCCAGUACAGAAGAGUUUGCAAGCAGGCUCUUCUGAUUUUUACCAAUGUAUGAGUUAAUUUUGUGAGUUAAAUGUGUAAUACUCAACUUCAACCUAACACUGGCUCGCAGUUUAAUUCCUUUUGUAUUUUCCACUGGG
Molecule: messenger RNA, 1470 nt
Organism: Cornus florida
Lineage: Eukaryota; Viridiplantae; Streptophyta; Magnoliopsida; Cornales; Cornaceae
Product: probable F-box protein At4g22030
Exons: 1
Coding region: 73-1368 (431 amino acids)
Source: RefSeq, a predicted model, not a curated record